GAGCGGCAUAAGGAGUUUCUCUCCAAACUCGUGACACGGUUGUUGUAUGUUGCAACUACCAACGGUCCGACUUGGAGAAACAGUACCAGGACCUGAUGCAACAGCAUCAGGAGUUGGCAAGGCUCCCCCAUACAGUGCAGAGCCACGAGGAUGCAACUCGGGCACUCAAUGCCCGAUUGCUGGACCUGGAACAGGCUGUACCAGGACCAGCUGCUGGGGCUUCCAGCAGUGCAUCCUCUAGCCGACAACUAGAGGAACGCGUUGACCACGUAGUGGCAAUGCUUGACGACAUCAGCACCUUCGCUGCGCCGACCACCAUCAGCAGUCAGCUGCAUACCUUGAAGACCGAGUUCCAGCAGCUGCAGUCGACGAACGCAGAUGAUAAUCCGAAGAUGUACAAGAUGCCAACUUUCCAACUGGACAAGUUCGACGACUACACGCAGCAGGAUCCGGUCCUCUGGUGGGAAGCAUUCACAACGCAACUCACGAUUUUGGCCGUAGCCAAGCAUGCGUACAUCGGCGCCCUGUUCCUGAACUCAAAGGGCGGAUGCCAGACCUGGUUGAGCCACCUGGCAACCUCCCACGGCGUCGACGUACCGGACUUGAAGGACAAGAUCACAUGGGAGGAACUGACACGGCUAUGGAAGAACCGGUUCAUCGUCGACGACGCGCCGACACUCGCCAUCAACCGUUUGUUCACCAUGUCACAGGGCAACACUGCAACACGGGACUGGCUCACGGAGUGGCAGACGAUUGCGGCAAUGCCCAAUCUGGACUUGCCAUUCAUACAUCUCAAACGUGAGUUCUACAACAGAUCCUGCUCUGCAUUGAGCCAGGCUCUUGGUGAUCGUGAGCAGUACUCAACCUUCGCUGAGAUCAUUGACAAGGCGAGGGAAAUCAUCAAGACCAACAGGUCAGUUGCACACGAGAAGUCAACAUGGCAGCCGACCUAUGUGGAGAAGGUACGAACUGGUCCGCGACAGCAGCACUUCACUGCAGUCCAGUCGGACAGUGGAGAUAACCCAGCAGUCACUCCAGCAUCAAGUGACAGAGCUGUCCAGCUGCGAAGCAACAACAAGUCCCGCAACAAUGGGAAGGCGAAAUCCGCAUCGCAGGCCGGAAAUGGACAGCCAGUACAACUCGGGAAACUGAGCUCCGCGGAAGGUGAGGCGACUCCACCUUCUACUCCGCCAGAUUCGGCCGCCUUGCUAGCGGCCUCCUGCACAUCUGGGGAGGAUGCGAAUGUCGCAAGUUCUCGGUACACUUACGAGGACUAUGCUGUCCACUUGGUUCCACCGCUGGACCAACCGCUCCACGUGCAACAAUCUACCGCAUGCACGGUUUCAUCACCAUCGGCAACCGAUUCGGCAACUUCGCCGCCAUCUAUCGCCGGGGAUUCAUCAUCGUGGUCAAGACGUGAGGUGUUCGACCCACUGACGUUCACGGACUUCCAGUGGAUGCCCGUUCCCCCGACCAGACGAUUGUCGAAACCGCAUUGCAACGUGCUCAUGGCACAAUUGCGGGAUUACUUGCACACUGCAGUACCAGCUCCGUUGAUGGACGCCGGAGCAGAGGUUGUCGACCUUCACGCUCACAUCGCGAAGAUCGACCGCGAGUUCAAGACGCAACGGAAGGCCCAGCCUACGCAAGUCACAUUGGCGGACGGUCACACGCACAAGUCCAUCGACCGGUGCAUUGACGCCGUCCCAGUGUACUUUGCCCCUCACGCAAGUGAGGCGGUGUCCUUUGACAUUCGGGACACCAAAUUCGACAUGAUCUUGGGCAUGUCAUGGCUGCGAAGCGAGGAUCACCCGGUGAACUUCUUCCACCGCACCGUUCACAUUCGUGAUCGGAACGGAGUACUAAUUCCAUGCACGAUGCCUCUUCCUCAUCCUUCGAUCAGCUGCCACGAGGUAUCCGCCGCAAGCAUGCGAGCUUCCAUCAUCAGAGACGACAUCGAGGAGAUGGGGGUGUGUUUUCUCCACGCCCUCCCGCCCCAUGACGCUUCAUCGACGAACUCACCUUCGGAUCCACGCAUCACCGAGCUUCUGGACGCCUACAGCGACGUGUUCGAAGGCCCGCACGGAGUAGUACCGGAUCGACCCAUCCGCCACGAGAUCAUCCUCAAGGACGGGGCCGUACCUCCGCGCGGUUGCAUCUACCGAAUGAGCGAGGAAGAGUUCAGUGUGCUUCGCGCACAACUCGAUGACCUUAUGGAGAAAGGCUGGAUUCGGCCUAGCUCAUCGCCAUACGGAGCUCCUGUUCUCUUCGUCCGGAAGAAGAACAAGGAUUUGUGGUUGUGCAUCGAUUAUCGCAAGCUCAACGCGCAGACAAUCAGAAACACCGGCCCUCUCCCACGCAUCGACGAUCUUCUCGAGCGAUUGGGCGGCGCCAAGUUUUUCUCCAAGUUGGACCUCAAGUCGGGAUAUCACCAACUCGAGAUCCGCAAGGAGGACCGCUACGAGACCGCGUUCAAGACACGGUAUGGGCAUUUCGAAUGGCUGGUCAUGUCGUUUGGCCUUACGAAUGCCCCAACCACUUUCCAAGCGGCUAUGACAACGGAGUUCCGACACAUGCUGGAUCGUUUUGCACUCAUCCACCUCGAAGACAUCUUGGUGUACAGUCGGAGUUUGGAAGAGCAUGUGGAACACCUCCGCACCGAUUUGGAGCGGCUACGACAGGCCAAGUACAAAGCAAACCGCGACAAGUGCGAGUUCGCACAGCAGGAGCUGGAGUACUUGGGCCAUUAUGUGACGCCGCAAGGCAUCCGUCCGCUCGCGGACAAGAUCGAGGCCCUACAAGUAUGGCCCGAUCCCACCAACACCACGGACGUUCGUUCAUUCAUGGGAUUGGCGGGCUACUAUCAGCGAUUCAUCACCGGAUACUCCAGGAUUGCUGCACCUAUGACGAGGUUACAGUCGCCAAAGGUGCCAUUCGUAUUCGAUGACGACGCACGUCGGUCAUUCCAAGCACUUAAGACGGCUAUGCUCAUGGCACCCGUCCUUAGCAUCUAUGACCCCACCUUGCCUACGAGAGUGACUACGGACGCUUCCGGCUUCGGCAUUGGGGCAGUCUUGGAACAGCACGACGGCGACGACUGGCACCCUGUGGAGUAUUUCAGCCACAAAAUUGAAUUGGAGGAACAGCGCCAGGUGGAGGCCGAAGCUGCCCGGCUACAGGCUGCCGCUGAAGCAGCAGCUGAACAAGCACGGCUGCAGGCUGCAACCAAUCGGGAAUCCCAGGAGCGCCGCAAGGAAGCACACAGCUUGCUGCAGCGGCAGGAAACAGCCACCAUCGAACGGCUCAAGUUCUGGCACUUUGAGCCCUCCGAUGAACAUGAGGUCGCGACGGCCGAGGAAGAGCACAAGGAGUUUCUCUCCAAAAUCGUGCAGCGUAAUCAGCAGCAGCUCGAGUUGGAGAACAUUCGACAGGCGGUGCAGAACCACAAGGCUCUGCACGAGGACCCUACACGGGUGCUGAACGCCCGUAUCCAAGACUUGGAGAAACCAAGACCGGAAGCAGGCCAGGCUAGUACCAGCCAGCCUGCAGCGUCAUCCCGCCAGUUCGAGGAACGCCUUGAUCAUGUGGUCACCCUCUUGGGCGACAUCAACAAGUUCGCGGCACCCGUGACCGUCAGUCAGCAACUCACCGCGCUGCAAGCCGAGGUUUGGCAACUGCAACUGCCCAGCGAUGGAAACAGCAAAAGGGAGUACAAGAUGCCGACUUCACGGAUCAAAAAGUUUGAUGAUUAUACUCAUCAAGACCCCGUGAACCCAAACAUCUACACGUGUCAGUCAUUCACAAUGGAGCUUCGGAUACAUCGAGUACCCGAAUAUCUCUACGUGUCGGCACUAUACCUCAAGGCAAAGGGAGGAUGCCAGAUCUGGUUAAACCACAUGGCAACCAUACAUGGCGUCGUGGUCGCCGAUAUGCACACCAAGAUUUCUUGGGAGGUCUUGAUGAAGGAGUGGAAGAAGCGGUUCAUCGUCGAUGAUGUUCCAGCACUCGCCAUCAACCGCAUCUUCGGCAUGUCUCAAGGCAACACACCUACUCAAGACUGGUUAACGGAAUGGCAAAAGAUCGUGGCGACAACCGAUCUUGACUUCUCGUUUCCUCACUUGCGCCUGGAGUACUACAACUGAUCGUGUGCCGCCUUGAGCCAAG
This is a messenger RNA of Chara braunii, 4164 nucleotides long. The record is from the annotation of a GenBank genome assembly. Lineage: Eukaryota; Viridiplantae; Streptophyta; Charophyceae; Charales; Characeae.